AUGUCUGGAGUUUUGACAAGACGCAAAUCGGACAUAAUUUGCAGCAAUUUACAGGUCCCAAAUUGCCCACUUUCCCUCCCACCUAACACAUCAUCGACGACCAUCUACCUUCUCCCCCCUCAAUCUCCUUCCUCCAUAUCUGCACCUUCAACUGCUAUCACUGUUCAUCAUCCACUAUCACCUUCCUCUCUAUUGCUUUCAAAUCCACCAAACACUUUAAUCGAGAAUUCAAGAAUUUUAAAAAUGGGCUACGAAGACUCAGUUUACCUGGCCAAGCUUGCCGAGCAGGCGGAGCGCUAUGAGGAAAUGGUUGAGAACAUGAAGAAUGUUGCUUCCGCUGAUCAGGAGCUCACCGUGGAGGAGCGCAAUCUUCUUUCCGUAGCUUACAAGAACGUCAUUGGUGCCCGACGUGCAUCUUGGAGGAUUGUAACCUCCAUUGAGCAAAAGGAGGAGUCCAAGGGCAAUGAAUCUCAGGUUACUUUGAUCAAGGAGUAUCGUCAAAAGAUUGAGGCCGAGUUGGCCAAGAUCUGUGAGGAUAUCUUGGAGGUUCUCGACAAGCACCUCAUUCCCUCUGCCCAGUCUGGUGAAUCUAAGGUCUUCUACCACAAGAUGAAGGGUGAUUACCACCGUUACCUCGCCGAGUUUGCUCUCGGUGACAAGCGCAAGGAAUCUGCCGACAAAUCAUUGGAGGCCUACAAGAACGCAACUGAAGUCGCGCAGACUGACCUUGCCCCCACUCACCCCAUCCGCCUCGGAUUGGCCCUCAACUUCUCUGUUUUCUACUACGAGAUCCUGAACUCCCCUGAUCAGGCUUGCCACCUUGCUAAGCAGGCGUUUGAUGAUGCUAUCGCUGAGCUUGAUACCCUGAGUGAGGAGAGUUACAAGGAUUCUACCUUGAUCAUGCAGUUGCUACGAGACAACCUGACCCUUUGGACUUCAUCCGAAGCCGAGGCCGACCCUGCCCCGGAGGCAAAUAAGGAAAUGCCCGAUGCCCCUGCGGCCGCACCUGCGACUGAAGGGAAGACCGAGGCCAAAGAAUAA
Molecule: messenger RNA, 1041 nt
Organism: Morchella importuna
Lineage: Eukaryota; Fungi; Ascomycota; Pezizomycetes; Pezizales; Morchellaceae
Exons: 7
Coding region: 1-1041 (346 amino acids)
Biological process (GO): signal transduction
Cellular component (GO): cytoplasm
Source: RefSeq, a predicted model, not a curated record